AUGAGUCCGGAGGGCGACACCCCCAGCCCGCACGCCCGCCCCCUCCCUCCUUAUGAGAGCGAGCGAGCGGCGGCGCCCGAGCCACACUGCGCUGAGCCCGCUCCCCGCAGCCACCUCCGGCCCAGGAAAGGAGGGAGGGAGGGAGGGAGGGAGGGGAGGGAUCCCGCCCGCCCGCCCCGCGCGGGGCCUCCGGGCGCGAUGCAGAGACCCGGAGGCGGCAGCGGGGCUGGGGGCAGCGGCGGGGGCAGCGGUGGGAGCCAGGGCACCGCCUUCUCCAUCGACUCCCUCAUCGGGCCGCCCCCGCCGCGCUCCGGCCACUUGCUGUACACUGGCUAUCCCAUGUUCAUGCCCUAUCGACCGCUAGUCCUGCCUCAGGCUCUGGCCCCCGCGCCUCUGCCCGCAGGCCUCCCGCCGCUCGCACCGCUUGCCUCCUUUGCUGGCCGCCUCACUAACACCUUCUGCGCCGGGCUGGGCCAGGCCGUGCCAUCCAUGGUGGCGCUCACCACCGCACUGCCCAGCUUCGCGGAACCCCCCGACGCCUUCUACGGUCCCCCGGAGCUGGCUGCUUCCCGCAACAAUCCGGAGCCCGGUGGCCGGCGUCCAGAGAGCGGGCUGGAGCCCGAUGAGCUGCCGCAGACCAGAGAGAAAGUAGCAGAGCCCCCACCACCGCCUCCUCCUCCGGCGCCGCACUUCUCCGAGACUUUCCCAAGUCUGACGGCGGAGGGGAAGGCGUACAGCUCGGAUGAGGAGAAGCUGGACGCGCCGUCGGGGGAGACGGCCGGCAGCGAGCCCGAAGAAGAAGGCUCGGGCGGCGGGGACAGCGAGGACGACGGCUUCCUGGACAGUGCCACUGGGGGCGCGACGGCCCUGCUGGGGCCCAAGCCCAAGCUCAAGGGAGGCCUAGGCUCCGGGGCCCUGGACGGGCCUCCCGGGACCCCAGGGGCCUCGGCCCCGGGGGGCAAGAGCCGGCGGCGGCGCACGGCGUUCACCAGCGAGCAGCUACUGGAGCUGGAGAAGGAGUUCCACUGUAAGAAGUACCUGAGCCUGACCGAGCGCUCGCAGAUCGCGCACGCCCUCAAGCUCAGCGAGGUGCAGGUCAAAAUCUGGUUCCAGAAUCGCCGGGCCAAGUGGAAGCGCAUCAAGGCGGGCAACGUGAGCAGCCGCUCCGGGGAGCCGGUCAGGAACCCCAAGAUCGUGGUGCCCAUUCCCGUGCACGUCAACAGGUUUGCCGUGCGCAGCCAGCACCAGCAGCUAGAGCAGGGCGCCCGCCCCUGA
Messenger RNA from Trichosurus vulpecula (common brushtail), 1275 nucleotides. RefSeq names its product gastrulation brain homeobox 1 (gene GBX1). Gene Ontology annotation, biological process: regulation of nervous system development; regulation of transcription by RNA polymerase II. Gene Ontology annotation, molecular function: RNA polymerase II transcription regulatory region sequence-specific DNA binding; DNA-binding transcription factor activity, RNA polymerase II-specific. NCBI's taxonomy places the organism in Eukaryota, Metazoa, Chordata, Mammalia, Diprotodontia, Phalangeridae. The record is from RefSeq and is a predicted model, not a curated record. The transcript is spliced from 3 exons. Bases 1 to 1275 code for a protein of 424 amino acids. Gene Ontology annotation, cellular component: nucleus.